AUGACUGCCACCACCCUCAUGAACCUCGGCCUGAUCCUGACCCACGCCUCGGUGUACCAGAUGCUCCGUGGCUGUGUGGUGGUCUUCACCGGCAUCAUGUCCGUCAUCUUCCUCAAGCGCAAGCAGUACCUCUUCCACUGGGUCGGCAUGUUCCUGGUCAUCGCUGGUGUCACCAUCGUCGGCCUGGCCUCCACCCUGAUGACUGGCGGUGAUGACGCCCCGGCCGCCAAGAACCCCGUUCUCGGUGACAUCCUCAUUAUCAGUGCCCAGAUUUUCACCGCCACCCAGUUCGUCGUCGAGGAGAAGAUCCUCGGCAAGUAUGACGCCCCGCCGAUGCUGGCCAUCGGUCUGGAGGGCCUCUUCGGCGGUCUGUCCACUGCCUUCCUGAUGCCGAUCUUCCACUUCGCGAUUGGUGUGAACGACUUCGCCAGCAUGUUCGACAUGAAGUUCGCCUUCAUGCGCCUCUUCGACAGCCCGGCCAUCCUCAUCUCCACCAUUGGCUCCGUCAUCUCCAUCUCCUUCUUCAACUUCUUCGGCCUGUCCGUGACCAAGUUCAUGUCGGCCACCAGCCGCUCCACCAUUGAUGCCAUGCGCACGCUCUUCGUGUGGAUGUUCUCGCUGAUCUUCGGCUGGGAGGCGUACGUCUUCCUCGGGGCCGCUUUCCUGCUCUGA
Molecule: messenger RNA, 672 nt
Organism: Fonticula alba
Lineage: Eukaryota; Rotosphaerida; Fonticulaceae
Exons: 2
Coding region: 1-672 (223 amino acids)
Biological process (GO): transmembrane transport
Cellular component (GO): membrane; intracellular membrane-bounded organelle
Molecular function (GO): transmembrane transporter activity
Source: RefSeq, a predicted model, not a curated record